Molecule: messenger RNA, 7501 nt
Organism: Zea mays
Lineage: Eukaryota; Viridiplantae; Streptophyta; Magnoliopsida; Poales; Poaceae
Product: myosin-17
Exons: 49
Coding region: 504-6989 (2161 amino acids)
Biological process (GO): actin filament organization
Cellular component (GO): cytoplasm; myosin complex; actin cytoskeleton
Molecular function (GO): microfilament motor activity; ATP binding; actin filament binding
Source: RefSeq, a predicted model, not a curated record
UUUCGACUCAACCCACCCCGUUCCGGACCAAACGGCAGUAGAAGUGUCGCGCGCGUGCAGCCGGGCUGGUGCGGUCGUGGUGACGACCCGAUCGCGAGCGGGCGUCGCAGAUUAAUCCCCAUUUUUCUAAUUGCGUUACAUGACGCCCGGCUGGCUUCGCCUGGCCGUGGGCUGUGGCUCCCCUCGCCCCCCCACCACCUCGUCUCUCUCCUCCUGUCGUGCCCGCGGUCGCGUCCCCUUCACCACCACCCCACCCGCCUCCGCGUCGCUUGUGCUGCUGCCACCGCCGUGAGCCUCCACCACGGGCGCCACGCGUUCCCGGGGGCGGAUCGCGCUGCCGCAAAGGCGAUCGGCGAGUGACCCAGGGGAGGAGAUCGCCCGUCGGCGCCGCAGCUGCCGCCGCAGACCGAGCCGCGUUUCCUCCCGUCCGGUUCCAUCGCAGCUCCUGUCUGGGCCAGUCCGUUGAGGCAGGGCGGGGCGGCUCGAUCGCCCGCAGAUGAAUCAUGGCUUCAAUGUUAAACAUUGUCAUAGGUUCUCAUGUAUGGGUGGAAGAUAAAGACUUGUCCUGGGUUGAUGGUGAGGUAUUCCGAAUUGAUGGUCAAAAUGCCCAUGUUCACACAACCAAGGGGAAGACGGUCAUUGCAAAUAUCUCAAAUAUUCAUCCUAAAGACACAGAAGCACCACCUGAUGGGGUGGAUGACAUGACAAGGUUAUCAUACUUGCAUGAGCCUGGUGUUUUAGAUAACCUGGCUGUCAGAUAUGCGAAAAAUAUCAUUUAUACCUACACUGGUAACAUUCUGAUUGCAAUAAAUCCAUUCCAAAGGCUACCUAGUCUGGUUGAUGCCCUUACUAUGGAAAAAUACAAAGGUGCAAAUCUUGGUGACCUAGAUCCUCAUGUAUUUGCAAUAGCUGACGCCGCUUACAGGCAAAUGAUAAAUGAAGGAAAGAGUAACUCCGUUUUGGUCAGUGGUGAAAGUGGUGCUGGUAAGACUGAAACUACGAAAUUGUUGAUGAGAUAUCUUGCAUUUCUGGGUGGGCGAUCCGGAACAGGAGAGAGGACAGUUGAACAACAAGUUUUAGAAUCUAAUCCAGUCCUUGAAGCCUUUGGGAAUGCAAAAACUGUUCGGAACAACAACUCAAGUCGAUUUGGUAAAUUUGUUGAAAUCCAGUUUGACAAGAGUGGUAAGAUAUCUGGUGCUGCCAUUAGAACUUACUUGCUUGAGAGAUCUCGGGUUUGCCAAAUUAAUAGUCCAGAGAGGAACUACCAUUGCUUUUACUUCCUAUGUGCAGCUCCAUCGGAGGAUCUUAAGAAGUAUAAGCUCGGGGACCCAUCGUCCUUUCACUAUCUCAACCAGUCAGCUUGCAUUCAAGUUGAUGGAAUCAAUGACGCUGAGGAGUACCUUGCAACAAGAAAUGCAAUGGAUACUGUUGGAAUCACUGAUCAAGAACAGGAAGCUAUAUUCCGUGUUGUUGCUGCUGUGCUUCAUCUUGGAAACAUAAAUUUUGCAAAAGGGAGAGAGGUAGAUUCAUCCAUAAUAAAGGAUGACAAAUCUAGAUUCCAUCUUAAGACAGCAGGAGAGCUCUUGAUGUGUGAUUGUGAGAAGUUAGAGAAUGCCUUGAUAAAAAGGGAAAUUAAUACACCCGAAGGAGUGAUUACCACAACAGUUGGUCCAAAUUCUGCUACUAUUAGCCGGGAUGGUUUAGCAAAGCAGAUAUACUCUCGAUUAUUUGAGUGGCUUGUAAACAGAAUAAAUGCAUCAAUAGGACAAGACCCAGACUCUAACAAACUGAUUGGAGUACUUGAUAUAUAUGGUUUUGAAAGUUUUAAAACCAACAGUUUUGAACAACUGUGCAUCAAUUUUACCAAUGAAAAACUCCAGCAACAUUUUAAUCAGAAUGUCUUCAAAAUGGAACAAGAGGAAUACACAAGGGAGCAAAUUAAUUGGAGUUACAUAGAGUUUGUUGACAAUCAAGAUGUACUUGACCUGAUUGAAAAGAAACCAGGUGGCAUUAUUGCACUUCUUGAUGAAGCCUGCAUGUUUCCAAAGUCCACACACGAGACAUUGUCUCAGAAGCUGUAUGAAAAGUUCAAGACCCACAAAAGAUUUACCAAACCAAAGCUUUCUCGUACUGCAUUUACAAUUCAACAUUAUGCUGGGGAUGUAACAUAUCAAUCUGAUCAAUUCCUGGACAAGAACAAGGACUACGUGGUUGCAGAGCAUCAAGAAUUACUUAAUGGUUCUAAGUGCUCUUUUGUAUCAGGAUUAUUUCCACCAGCAACAGAAGAGAACACAAAAUCAUCAAAAUCAUCAAUUGCAACUCGCUUUAAGAUGCAACUUCACGAGCUCAUGGAGACUUUAAGCUCUACAGAGCCACAUUAUAUUAGAUGUAUAAAACCAAAUAGUGUCCUUAAGCCUGGCAUUUUUGAGAAUACCAAUGUUCUACAGCAGCUUCGAUGCUCUGGUGUUCUUGAAGCCAUUAGAAUCAGCUGUGCUGGUUAUCCCACAAGGAAACAAUUUCAUGAUUUUCUACAUCGCUUUUGUGUUCUUGCUCCUGAAAUUUUGAAAGAGAAAAAUGAUGAAAAAGUCUCAUGUCAAAAGAUUUUGGACAAAAUGGGACUACAGGGUUAUCAGAUAGGAAGAACUAAGGUGUUCCUGAGGGCUGGUCAAAUGGCUGAACUGGAUGGCAGAAGAACAGAGAUGCGAAACAGUGCAGCAAGAGGCCUUCAGAGUCAAUUUCGUACUCAUGUUGCUCGUGAGCAAUUCCUAGUACUACGGGACACAUCUAUUUGUUUACAAUCUUUCGUUAGAGCAAGAUUGGCUUGUAAGCAACAUGAGUUGCUGAGACAACAAACAGCAGUUUUGAGAAUUCAGAAAAACGCCCGAUGGUAUUUUGCCUGGAAAACUUAUUACCAAAUGCGGUUGUCAGCCAUUACAUUGCAGGCCGGGCUAAGGGCCAUGGCAGCUCGUAAUGAAUUCACCUUUAGAAAGAGAAAUAAAGCUUCAGUCCAUAUCCAGUCCCAGUGGCGAUGCCACAGAGAUUACUCAAAUUUUAUGAAAUUGAAGAGAGCUGCACUAACAUAUCAGUGUGCUUGGCGAAGAAGUGUUGCUAGGAAGGAGCUGAGGAAGCUCAAAAUGGCUGCAAGAGAUACACAAGCUCUAAAGGUGGCCAAAGAGAAACUUGAGGAAUAUGUGGAAGAGCUAAAAAGUUGCCUAGGCCGAGAGAAGAAACUGAGGGCUGAUUUUGAGAAGUCCAAAGCAGAAGAAGUUUCCAAAUUGAAAGAAGCUCUUUAUGAGAUGGAGCAGCAGGUAGAAGAAGUCAAAGCGAUGCAGGAACAGGAAUCAGCAAAAAAGGCUGUUGAAGAAGCUCUAACUCAAGAAAGAGAAAAGAUCAGUUUAUUGACUACUGAAAUCGAGGGCCUAAAUGCCCUGCUAGUAGCUGAACGAGAGGAGAAUGAUGUAAUGAAGAAAGUGCAUGCUAAUGCUCUAGAAACAAAUGAAGAGUUAAAUAAGAAAAUCAGUGAUGCGGAUGAAAAGAUCAAACAAUUUAGUGAUACUGUACAGAGACUAGAAGGGACUGUAAGUGAAUAUGAGGCCCUUUUGCUAACAGAAAGACAACAAAAUGAAGCAGCUAAUGCUGCAGUUGCUGAAUCUCAAGCAAGAAGUGAAGCAUUGGUAAGCAAGCUCGAAGAUGCUGUGAAACAAAAUGAUCUCCUCCAUGAAGCUGCUCAAAGAUUUGAAGAAGCUACAAAAAAUUUGGAAUCUUCACUAACAUUUGAGAAGCAACGGCAUCAGGCAAAUUUGAUAGAAUUAGAUGAAGCGCGAGAAAAGAUUGAAGAACUUCAAAGAGAAGUUGGGGACACUGAUGAAAAAUCCACCCUGCUUCAGACUAGUAUACAAAGCCUUGAAGAAAGGUUAGGAGAGAAGGAUGCUCUAUUGACAACAGAAAGGCUAGAAAGUGAAGCAACUAAGAAAUCGCUCAAUGAAUCUGAGGAUAGAAACAAGGACUUACUAAUGAAAAUUGAAGUUGCUGAGAAAGACAUUGCUCACUUCCAAGAAACUGUCCAAAGAAAUGAAGAAAAUAUGGCAGCACUGGAAACUUCGUUGAGAUCUGAAAGGCAGCAAAAGGAUGCAAUCAUGAAACAACUAGCUGAAUCUCAGGGUGAAAUAGGAGAGCUGCAAAGGAAGCUUGAAGAUGCUGAUGCCAGAAAUGGGCUUCUUCAAGAUUCUUUGCAGAGACUCGAAGAAAGUACAGCAGAUAAAGAUUCUUUAUUGGCUACAGAAAGACAUGAAAACAGUGAAACCAAGAAGGAAUUAGCUGGUUCUCAGAAAAAGAUUGCGGAAUUGCUAACUGAAGUGCAAGAUACCGGUGCAUAUAUUGCAGAACUUGAGGGCUCGGUUAGGAGACUCGAAGGAAACUUGACAGUAACUGAAGCUUCAUUGCUAACUGAAAAGGAACAGAAUGCUUCCACCUUAAAAUUACUUACAGAAGCACAAUUGAGAAUCGAAGAAUUAAUAAAAAAGCUUGAAGGUUCAAAUAGAAAAUCUGAUAGUCUUCUGGAUACAAUAACAAGACUUGAACAAGAUGUCUCUGCCAAAGAGGUCUUAUUGCUUACAGAAAAGCAGGCACACGAGGCAACAAGGAAGACUCUCACUGAAGUUCAGGAAAAAAGUGAAGAACUUCUGAAGAAAAUUCAUGAUAAUGAUAAACAUAUUCUUCAGCUUCAGUUUACUAUACAGAGGCUUGAGGAAACCACAGUUGCAAAUGAGAAUUUGCUGUUGAGGGAGAGGGAGCAGAAUGACACAACAACAAAAGCGCACAAUGAAAGUCAAGAAAAAUAUGAAGAAUUACUAAAGAAAUUUAUUGAUGUUGACAGGAAAAUCGACCUUCUUCAAGGUACCAUAGAAAGGCUUGGAGAAAAUACAACAGCAAAGGAUUCUCUGUUGCUAUCAGAGAGACAUGAAAAGGCUGCUAUUAAGAAAGCACUUACUGAGGCUGAAGAGAAAAAUGAAGAGUUACUGAUGAAAGUUGAAGAUGCUAAUGAAAAAAUAGGACACCUUCAAACUAAGAUAAAUAUGCUUGAAGAUAAUGUAGCCGCAAAAGAUGUUUCUUUAGAAGCUGCAAUCAAGGAAAAUGACGCAACCAGGAAAUCUCUUACUGAAGCUCAAGAGAGAAAUGGUGAAUUACUCAAGAAAAUCAGUGACAGUGACUACAGGAUCCAUUUACUUCAAGACACGGUACAAAAGCUUCAAGUAGAUGCAAUAUCAAGGUUGUCGUCUUUUGUAAUGGAAAAACAAGAAAGUGAUAUUGCAAAGAGAGCCGUUACUGAAGCUCAUGAAAGAAAUGAAGAUUUACUAAAGAGAAAUGAGGACCUCCUCAAGAGGAAUGAUGAUUUGAUUAAGAAAAUUGAAGACUCUAGUAAAAUUGUCACUCAACUUCAGGAAGCUCUACAAAGACUUGAAGGAAAAGCAUCCAACUUAGAGGUUGAGAACCAAGUUCUUCGUCAACAUGCAACUUCAACUCCACCGUCUACUGCUAAAUCUCCAGCUUCACGCUCAAAGAUCUCAAGGAUCCAUAGAAGUCCAGAGAAUGGCCAUAUUUUGAAUGGUGACAUUAGGCAAACUGAAAUGAAGCCCUCAACUGGCACAUCAGCAGCAAUUACCUCAGUAGCUAAUGUUCCUGACUUGGGCGACCAAAAGGAGUUUGAACAUGGAGAAAAACUGCAAAGAAUACCAAAACAGAAAUAUCAGCCUUCCCAUAACCAGCAGCCCCAAGACGAUCAGCAGUGGCUAGUCACUUGUAUUUCACAAUAUCUUGGAUUUUCUGGGAGCAAACCUGUUGCAGCUCUCCUUAUAUACCAAUGUCUUCUCCAUUGGAAAUCAUUUGAAGCCAUGAAGACGGGUGUCUUUGAUAGCAUUUUGCAUGCUAUAAACUCAGCCACAGAGGUUCAAAAUGACAUGAGAACAUUGGCGUAUUGGUUGUCCAACUUAUCUACAUUAACAGUUUUCCUUCAACGGUCAUUCAAAACUACUAGGACCACAAUCUCAACUCCACAAAGGAGAAGAUUUUCGUCCGAGAGGAUGUUUGGAAAUCAAACUUCAAAUGCUGGGCUUGCUUAUCUCAGUGGUCAAUCAGUUGGAUCUGCUGGAUUGCUCCAAGUUGAAGCAAAGUAUCCUGCUUUGCUAUUCAAACAGCAGCUCGUGGAUUUAAUUGAAAAGGUUUAUGGCAUGAUAAGUGACAGCGUGAAGAAGGAACUAAACCCUUUGCUUGAAUUGUGUAUACAGGAUCCACAAACUUCUCAGUCAAGUAUUGCAAAAGGUAAUCUUAAUGGCAUGGGUCAACAGAACCAACUCACACAUUGGCUGGGCAUAGUGAAAAUCCUCACUAGCUACUUGGAUGUACUAAGGGAAAAUCACGUUCCCUCAAUUCUGGUGCAUAAACUUUUCACUCAAAUGUUCUCACUUAUUGAUGUUCAAUUAUUUAACCGAUUACUUUUGCGGCGUGAGUGCUGUUCUUUUAGUAACGGGGAAUAUAUCAGAGCUGGACUAGCUGAACUAAAACAUUGGUCCGACAAUGCUACAAGAGAGUUUGCAGGUUCAGCGUGGGAGGCAUUGAGGCAUAUUAGACAAGCUGUUGAUUUCCUGGUGAUUUCUCUUAAGCCAAUGAGGACAUUAAGAGAGAUACGCACUGAUGUGUGCCCUGCCCUCAGUAUACAACAGCUAGAGCGAAUAGUUAGUAUGUACUGGGAUGAUGUGAAUGGUACAAACACUAUUUCAGCAGAGUUUACAUCAAGCUUGAAAUCUGCCAUACGUGAUGAAUCCAAUAUGGCCACAAAUUUCUCUAUACUGCUAGAUGAUGAUUCCAGUAUACCUUUUUCACUUGAUGAUAUUACAAAGACAUUGCCGGUCAUUGAGCUGGCUGAUGACGACUUUCUGCCAUUUGUCCAUGAAAACCCAAGCUUUGCGUUUUUAUUGCAAAGAGGGGAGUAGUCUUUUUUUUUUGUCACCAUUGUGACUUCACCUACCUGUGGAUAAGUCAGGAUUCCUGCUAGGAUGUACAGUACGCGUGAUUCUUUUUGUACCAGGUAGCAAGGCAUCAAAGAUUAGAUGCUAGGUGAGCUUAUAGGCUUCUGGUUUCUAUUGAUUUGUUUGUUGGUUGUAUAUUUGUAUUCAGGUUUUCCUUGCCAUUUUUUCUACUUGUAGCCGUUUUUUGGGCUUGUAUACUAGGUGGUAAGGGCAGAAGACCCUGCCCUGUAAGCAUAGUUACACAAGGUCUUGCUGUAGGUAUGGAAGCUGUACAUGUGUUGUAACGGAUUAUAAAAGGGGGAAAGUAGUGCGUAGUGAUGGCUUUGUGGUUGGUGUGUUGCUUACCUUUGAUCAAUGAUCAUGUAUUGGUUCGUCAUAUAUUGUUUAUUGUACUGCACACCAUUCCAUUGUAGAUAACAUACACGCUCAAGACUUGUUCUGGGAUGUCAAAUGAGUAAUCUGUUACGGUACAGAAA